CGCCGUCGUUUAAGUUUGUCAACAACAAAACAACGACUUUCUCAGGAUCGGUGUCCCGUUGUCAUGGAUAAUAAGACGUGUGGUCUAUACUCGGCAGUAUACUGAAUUGAAAUGAAUUAUGAAAGAAAUAAGGAUCUAGAAAAUCAGGCAUGUGACUACGAACUUAUAAAUGAAAUUGCUACUGAUAACUGGUUGUCGCCAGCACAAGUGUCCCUUACAAAACUUGAUGAAAUUAAAAGAUCAUCAAAUUUUGUUAGUCCAAGUAGUGCUCAUCGUCCAAGUCCAAGAAGCCGCUAUUACAAAAGUUUUGUUGACUUACGAGCUGAGCCACCAUUGAGUAAAUUUCCAGAUAAUCUUGUUUGGGGGACUAACACUUCAAUUCAACCCCUGACAACUUGUCCAGGAGAAUGUAUAACAGCGUGGAGUGUGAUUGAAGCAAGUACAACUCAGAACAGAUUUCCGGAAAGUCAAAAGAGGACUUUCAAAACAGUGGCAGACAAAACAGAACACACAUUGAAAGCGAAGGAUAUUGUGAGUACAGAUAUCAUCUCAGCCCCUGCACCUUGCCCUUCCCCAGACUUGGAUGUUUUAGUGAAACAACUACAGGUAUCAGAAGAGGAGGAGGAGGAAGAGUUACAUACUAUCAUUCCAACCCACUUCUAUCAUCAAUUACAUGAUUCAAAGGCUAGUGUGAAGCUGUUACGACGACCCAUUGCUCAUAGACCAGCAGUCUAUGGUUCUAUUGGUGAUUACCAGAAAGACCACCAUACUUUUACAAGACCUCAGUCCUGCCACUGUCACCUCCACCAGUGUGAUAAUGAAAUAAGACUAUCAAAUGAAGUAGAUGGUACCGAUUCGGAAGGUCAAAAGGAAACUUCACCAGUUGAAAAAGAACCUUCUCAAGAAAUACUCAGCUCAGCUAUAGGAGUAACUACAGAUGUGCAGCAGGGUGAAAUGACCAAUUGCGCUACCAAGUUGAAACGUUGUAGAAGUGCCACGAGUCGCUGCUCAGUCAACUCAAAAGGUGGAAGCCCCUCAUCUCUGGUUAGAAGUUCAAAGCCAUCAGUAAAAUCUGCUCAGAUGAAAAAUCAAAAAUGCAUAGAAAGAAGACGGAAUAGAGAAGCAGUAGAAGCCUUAAGGGAUGGGUCGUUAUUACAGCACAAAAAAUAUACAAAAUUAUUAUUUUAUGAAGAAAAUCUCAAAUUGAAAAGAAGAAAACCAGAAGAUGAAGAAGGGGAAAUAAUUGAGAUCGUAACAGCUGAGGAGGCUAAAUUUGGUGCUGAAGUAAUUGAGAUGCAGCAAUAUUUAAUGACACAAGGUGUUCACAUUCCUCUCCACAAACUGCAAAGGGGAUUGUGUGCUCCUUCUGUGAACAACUACCAUAAAUGCAUCAAACAAAAUAAAAAUGCAUUGAAACUUCUGUAGUUCAUGGUUUGGGAAGAAAAGGAAACAUCUACUCUGUACAAGAUAAACAGCCUAAGCAGCUCUCAGAAGCAAGUAAAAAAAUACAGACGAACUAUUAAGGUGUAUCCAAAGUUUCUGUAGUGUGAUGCUGAUGAUUGCCAUACACCUGGCAUUGCAUUGCAGGUUACUCUUCAAGUAAUUUUGCUGUUAUCCAUUGAUAGAGCUAGGUAGACUGAAGCAAUGUAGAUAAAGCAAGACAAACUGCCUUGCUCAAGGCAUCUCAAGGACUCAAGCAAAAUGCACAGCGGGGCAUUGAACACUAAAAAAGUUUUUACUGCUAAUAUUUACAGUAUUACUUUGACUAUUGUGAAAAUGCAUAAUUAGUAUAAUUUUGGUGGAUGUUUGCACACACAAAACAGAAAUUUCUACCCAAUAUGCUAAUGAUAUAUCUCAUUUGAACAAAUGAAUUCAAUAGAUUGGAUAUCAAAACGAUAAUAAAAUAAUAUAAUCAUUAAUAUAGGACGACUUUUAAAAUUAUUUAUCUUCAAGUUAUAUUAUAGUUAGCCAUAAGGUUGAAUUGGAGUAUGUUGAGAGUAACCUGUACUAUACUUAAAAUGUUGUACAGUAUUUAUUUUGUAGGCAUGCACAAUGACAAUAAAUAUCAAUUAUAAUUUGG
Molecule: messenger RNA, 2080 nt
Organism: Anneissia japonica
Lineage: Eukaryota; Metazoa; Echinodermata; Crinoidea; Comatulida; Comatulidae
Exons: 12
Coding region: 112-1425 (437 amino acids)
Source: RefSeq, a predicted model, not a curated record